This is a messenger RNA of Electrophorus electricus (electric eel), 539 nucleotides long. The record is from RefSeq and is a predicted model, not a curated record. Lineage: Eukaryota; Metazoa; Chordata; Actinopteri; Gymnotiformes; Gymnotidae.
GUGGUUUUUCAUAGGUGAACAACAUAACCUGCAUUCAAAAUGUCCAGCACCGCUGUACCAAUGCAGAACAUGGGGAAUGGCUACACCAUUGUGACUCAUGUCAUUUCCCAACCAACGGCACCAACUGGAACAGAAAGCAUGGCUGGUCUAGGUCCAUUUCUGAAAUUUCUGAAAGGAGAACCAAAGGCAUUAGGAACCAUCCAAAUAAUGAUUGGACUAAUGACUAUCUUGUUUGGUAUUGUGAUAGUCCACCAUUUUACCUUCAUUCUCUACACUGGUAUCACUUUUUGGGGCUCUUUGUUUUACAUUGUCUCUGGCUCACUCACUGUUGCAGCAAGCAACAAACCCCAUCGCUGUGUGGUGAUCAGCUCGCUGGUGCUUAAUGUUAUUAGUGCUGUAUCUGCUGGAAUAGCAGUCACCCUGUUUUCCUUGCAUAUGGCCUUUGGUCCAUACAUUUACAACUUUUAUGAUGUAUGUUAAAGUUGGACAUCUCACAAAAAGUUUUUGUUAUAUGUUUUGUUAUAUCAGUGUAUCAGUGA